UUGGCCGUUCCGGAUCCGGCCACGGGGAAAGAAGCCCUUUGGCCACCACUGGACCGCCCUUGGUGGCCGAAGGCGCCCGAACCUGGCGGAGGGCCUCGGCCGGUAUGGCUUGGUCUAAUAAUUGAUGAAGUCGUGGCUUUGAGGAAGUGGAAAUAGCAAGGAGGAUCUAGUCACUGUGAUAGCAAAUAUUCCAGAUACAUUUUAUCCUCUGUAUUGCACAGUGAGCCAAAAAUCUGUUUAUAAUGGGUGCAGUAUUUAAGCCACUUGUUAAAUUAAUGUACUCUGAAACUGGUGAUAAUUGACUACAAAUAUCUGCAGCCCCGUAGUUAACUAGGAAACAGAUUUGAACUGUUGCCAUCCAUGCUGGUCAGCAGAGAAGGUUGAAAGCGUUCCAUGGCCCGGCACAGCAAUCUCCAGAAACAGGUGCUCAGCUUGUACCGAAAUUUCCUUCGGGCCAGCAAGAAUAAGCCAGGUUUCCUGCCUCAAAUACAGGCCGAGUUCAGGAGGAAUGCCCAGAUCUCCCGUACAGACAUCAUGUUCAUUGAAUACCUAAUCCGCCGUGGACAACGACAGCUGGAGCAACUUAGAGAUGUUCACACCAAACAGAUGGGUGCUUUCGUCAGAACAAAAUAGGAAGAGAGGUUACUUUGGAGUCUUCAUUUACAAAAAGUUUCCUCCUAAUUUUCUCAUCUGCAAUAAUUUUUCUUAGCUGCUGAUUUUUAGGACAGUAUAUGUGUUGGACUUAAUAAUGAACAGCAAACCAGAGUCAAUAUGGUUAUGUCUUGUAGAUAAAAGCAUACUUCAGAGAUCUGCUUCCAGGAGUACAGCUAAGGAACUAUUUUUCAGUUUAUUUUUCUUUUCAUAAGUGUAGUAAGAGUAAAUAUUUUCUAGAGGUUGCUAAGCUAUUUGAAGCUGACUUGAUAGAGUUUACUUGGAGGACUCCAGGAAUGCCCUUCCUGUCUGGGUGCUGAUAUGUUGCUCAUGUGACUUGACACUUCCACUCACUUUUUUAAAUAGUCUUUUUAAAAUUAUUAUUAUGACACUUCCACUAACUUUAAGUGCACUACGUGGAGAUUUAUUCUAAUCCAGCAAAUUUUCUAAGUCUGUUGUACCCUUGUCUCACUGAUUCUUUGACUGCAGGGCAACAGAUUGUUAAGAAUGGGUAAUGCUCUCCUCGGGUUUUUCCCCCCACACAGCUGGAGUUGUAAGGAGCAAAUUCAAAUACGCUGUGGCUCAUGUAAAUGAUUUAACACAUGGUAGCAGCAUCUAUGUUCCUAUCUAAAUGGUAGACAGGGCAGGGGGCUGCCAGGACUGGGACCACCAGCAGCAAGGGAGGUGGGCACUGCUGUUGUGGAUGUGAGGAUGGCCCGCACGCCCACUCAGACCAUGAACCUGCCAGCGGCCCCUCCCUCUCCCCCUCCUCCUCCUCUUCCUGCUUCAUAAGUGGCAUUGGAAGGAAGGUGCAUUGCUGCAAAAGCUGCAAACAGAAGAAUAACGUAGCAUAUCAAGAAGCCCCACAUCUCCCUUUCUUUCUUUUUUCCUCCAAUAAAACAGAAAAGGACCCAAUCUCAGUGCCUCUGGCUCCACCAGAGAUAAUGUAGAAUAAUUAGGAGGAAGAGCCCAAGUCAAAACCUCUGGGUUCUUGAGAAGGUCUGUUCUCUUCUUUGUGCUUGCUGGAUUCAUGGCUUCCCCCAGGAUCCCACUACUAGCCAUACUCUGCAAGAGCAAGUUGGUCUCACAACUGCCUCUAGGUUUUAGAGGACAAGAAUGUUCUUCUCCACCAUCCUCUUCUCGGAAACCUUCUUGGCAGCGUGCAGCAGAGGACGGCUUGAAUUUCUAAGGGCGUUCACCUGGUUCACAGGAGCCCCGAAAGGCGAUGGCCAACUGUAAUUCUCCUGUGUCCUCACCGCCACCCCUUUGAGUCUUAAAUUAAGGGAUCUUCCAAAAGAGCUGCCUGGCGUGCGAACGAUGGAUUACGGGAGUGGGUGCUCUUUUCUUGCCGUGGAAAUCACUGAACCCACAGAAGAGGAGUCCCGCCUGGUUGUUGUUGUUUAUAAGAGGUAUUGCAACUGGUUUUUAAUGUUUUCUGCUUUUAUUUCUGUUUUACGAGCUGUAGCCCACCGAGACUAGUGAUUUGGCGCUAAGGGGAGCGGGAUUCAAAUUGAAUAAAUAAAAAAAUAAAAUUCAUGUUUCUUAAUACAAUAUCCUAGUAAAGUGUGUUCAUUAAAAUAUGUUCAUCGCCGGCCGGUUUUACAUCUGAACUUGCAUGGGUAAUGGGUAAUGGUGAAUAUGCAAAAGGGUUGCCAAUAAAACCUGAAAAUUCUCACUCCCCCCCACCUGCAUUCUCUUUUGUGUGAGCGCGUUACUUUUUAGACUUCAGGAAACGGCUUUGGGACCAUGAGUUUCUUCUC
Molecule: messenger RNA, 2411 nt
Organism: Pogona vitticeps (central bearded dragon)
Lineage: Eukaryota; Metazoa; Chordata; Lepidosauria; Squamata; Agamidae
Gene: SDHAF1
Product: succinate dehydrogenase complex assembly factor 1
Biological process (GO): mitochondrial respiratory chain complex II assembly
Cellular component (GO): mitochondrion
Source: RefSeq, a predicted model, not a curated record